Messenger RNA from Medioppia subpectinata, 864 nucleotides. The record is from the annotation of a GenBank genome assembly. Lineage: Eukaryota; Metazoa; Arthropoda; Arachnida; Sarcoptiformes; Oppiidae.
UUGGUUCCGUGGGAUGGGGCCGGAGAUAGUGGCGACGAGUUUCCCGAUCUCGACGACCACAACAACGGCGGCCUGUCUUCGGGCGGCGCCCAAAACGGUUGGGCCGCAGAGGAUAUGUUCCGCAUCAAUGAAGACAAAUUCCAAGUGAAGAGCGAUUUCGACACAUCGCUCGGACAAUACACAAUGGCUUUGCCUGCAGUGGUGGACAAAGAGAAAGAGCAAAUCGCUCAUGAAAUAGCAAAGUCGAUAGAAGGCGACCAAAGCCGUCAGGCGAGGCUCAGCAAAGAGAACGAUGGCGAAGAUGAUGAUGGAAAGUAUAGCGAUGUGGUCAGACCCACACCCAAUGACAACCGCAACCCCGAUCACCGGCGGGACAAUCGACCCAAUAGUCGCAAACCCAACUCUCAAAUGGCUAAUUCAGGCUAUAUUAUCAACUCUAGCAGCGGCCCUCCCGGUGCUAGAAGUGGUGGUCGAAGUGGACCGUCCGGACCACCGCUGUCCACGUCGACCACAUUCCACGGGAAUAAGAAUGCGAACACCGGCUAUAAGUAUAGUCCCAACUCGAACAUGGGUUCGGGCGGCGGUCCCUAUAAGUCCUAUCGGGACGACAAUUACGGCCAAUCGGGCGGCUAUUACAAGAAUGAUAACCCACACGACGAGAGAGAUAGCCCACACUCUAAUCCACAGCCGCAGAGGCCUAUACUCGAUGGUAGACGACAGCCCCAAAUGCAGGGCAAACGCAGAGACGACUCCGACUCUAAGUAUAGCAACGAUUAUAAAUCGCCGGCACCCGAGACCACCCAUAAGAAUAGUCCUCCGCCAGGCAUUCGGACGGAGCCNUGGAUGUAUUGUAAUGAAUGGUAA